This is a messenger RNA of Strongylus vulgaris, 2220 nucleotides long. NCBI's taxonomy places the organism in Eukaryota, Metazoa, Nematoda, Chromadorea, Rhabditida, Strongylidae. The record is from the annotation of a GenBank genome assembly.
AUGAUGGAAGCAAAGUUGGAGAAGGUAGCCGAAAAGAUGGAUUUGACAUUGCUGAACAGAUUGCUAAGAUUGAUCGUGGAUCACAACAUCGCUGAUUACAUGUCGUCGAAGAAUAACGUUCUCAUCAAUUACAAAGACAUGAAUCACACAAACUCCUUUGGAAUCAUCAGAGGGCUUCAAUUUGCGUCAUUCAUCGUGCAGUACUACGGUCUUGUCCUCGAUCUCUUAAUCCUUGGAUUGCGACGAGCAUCUGAGAUUGCUGGACCACCACAGUGUCCCAAUGAGUUCCUCACAUUCCAGGAUAUCGCAACUGAGACGGCGCACCCAAUCCGUUUGUAUUGUAGAUACAUCGAUAGAGUCUGGAUCAUGUUCAGGUUCUCUGCUGAUGAAGCGCGUGAUUUGAUCCAACGAUAUCUUACGGAGCAUCCUGACCCCAAUAACGAGAAUAUUGUGGGCUAUAACAAUAAGAAAUGCUGGCCUAGAGAUGCCAGAAUGCGUCUGAUGAAACACGAUGUGAAUCUGGGACGAGCUGUGUUUUGGGAUAUUAAGAACCGUCUUCCUCGUUCUGUAACCACGAUUGAAUGGGAGUAUGCGUUUGUAUCGGUGUACAGCAAGGACAAUCCGAAUCUGCUUUUUGAUAUGGCUGGAUUUGAAUGCAGGAUAUUGCCGAAAUGUCGUACAACUGCGGAAGAGAUUACUCACAGAGAUGGGGUCUGGAAUUUGCAGAAUGAGGUCACCAAAGAACGUACUGCUCAAUGCUUCCUGAAGGUCGACGAGGAGUCCAUGUCUAAGUUCCACAACAGAAUCCGACAAAUUCUCAUGUCAUCUGGAUCAACAACAUUCACAAAGAUUGUCAACAAAUGGAACACAGCUCUUAUUGGUCUCAUGACUUACUACCGAGAAGCUGUCGUAAACACUCAAGAACUGCUAGAUCUUCUUGUGAAAUGUGAGAAUAAGAUCCAGACCCGAAUCAAGAUUGGUUUGAAUUCGAAAAUGCCUGCAAGAUUCCCUCCUGUCGUUUUCUAUACACCUAAAGAAAUUGGUGGAUUGGGUAUGCUUUCCAUGGGACACGUCCUUAUUCCACAAAGUGACCUUCGAUGGAUGCAACAGACGGAUGCUGGUGGUAUCACUCACUUCCGUUCAGGAAUGACCCAUGACGAGGACCAGUUGAUCCCGAACUUGUACAGAUAUAUUCAGCCUUGGGAGGCCGAAUUUAUCGAUUCGCAACGUGUAUGGGCUGAGUAUGCCCUCAAGCGACAGGAAGCAAAUGCUCAGAAUCGUCGUCUUACCUUAGAAGAUCUUGACGAUUCAUGGGAUAGAGGAAUUCCGCGUAUCAAUACCUUAUUCCAGAAGGAUCGCCAUACUUUAGCCUACGAUAAGGGAUGGCGUGUUAGAACCGAGUUUAAGGCGUACCAGAUCUUGAAGCAGAAUCCUUUCUGGUGGACCCAUCAGAGGCACGAUGGAAAGCUCUGGAAUCUCAACAAUUACCGUACUGACAUGAUCCAAGCGUUGGGAGGUGUGGAAGGAAUCCUUGAACACACUCUCUUCAGGGGAACUUACUUCCCCACCUGGGAAGGUCUGUUUUGGGAGAGAGCGUCUGGAUUUGAAGAGUCCAUGAAGUUCAAGAAAUUGACCAACGCUCAACGAUCUGGUUUGAAUCAAAUUCCCAACCGUCGUUUCACCCUAUGGUGGUCACCAACCAUCAACAGAGCCAAUGUCUACGUUGGUUUCCAAGUGCAGCUUGAUCUUACUGGCAUUUUCAUGCACGGAAAAAUCCCCACAUUAAAAAUCUCGCUGAUUCAAAUCUUCCGUGCUCACUUGUGGCAGAAGAUCCACGAGUCAGUGGUUAUGGAUCUAUGUCAAGUCUUCGAUCAGGAGUUAGAUGCGCUGGAAAUCCAAACUGUACAGAAAGAAACCAUUCAUCCCAGGAAAUCUUAUAAAAUGAACAGUUCCUGUGCGGAUAUUCAACUGUUCGCUCAGUAUAAGUGGAAUGUAUCGAGGCCAUCGCUUAUGGCUGAUAGUAAGGAUGUAAUGGACAGCACGACAACUCAAAAAUAUUGGAUUGAUGUGCAGCUUCGAUGGGGAGAUUAUGAUUCUCACGAUAUUGAACGAUAUGCCAGAGCAAAAUUCCUGGAUUAUACUACCGAUAACAUGUCCAUCUAUCCAUCUCCGACUGGUCUUCUGAUUGCUAUGGAUUUGGCAUAUAACCUUUACAGGCGG